CGCUCUAAACAAUAAUAAGCGCUAAAUAAGUGCCCCACUUUCUCAGGCUUGUAUCAUCACAAAGUCAUGCAUACUUGUUCUGGGGACUAAAACAAAAUUAAAAUGUUUAUUUUUAUGUAAGGUGGAAGAGUCUGCUUAAUUAGAACCGCUCUGGGAUUAGCUGUGCCAAAAACGCGUCACCUCAUUCAUGCAAAAGGCGGUGCCUUUUAUAAGACACCGCGUUACAGCUGGUCUGGAUUCAGUUAUACCGGCGUUUUCUGGCUGCGUCGCUAAUCAGUCUGUGCUACGUAGCCGCGCGCCAUGGCUGUUCUGAGAUCAGCUGUACCGCUAUCUAAGAUCCUCGUGCUUCGCUCACCGUGUUUAUGAAACUCUCAGUCUGAGAAGAAGGGGUCACGUCGGUGGAGCUUCGUGGAAAACAUCUGUGAAGAAGCAGACGACAGGCUGACUACUGAGCAGACAUCAAUGCAAUGCUGCUUCUCAGGCACUGCCAGAGCCUGACUCGACUUGGCGCUGUCGGCACUCAAAGGUAUCAGGCGGCUCCUUGUUUUGUAUCUCGUGCAGUUCGUCUCUGUAGCAGCAGCAGGGAGGAUCAGAGAUCAUACCAGCGUGCCAACUGGAAACGUAUUGUUGCUGGGGUGCUGACUGGUACCGGGGCUGUACUGACCUAUGGUCUACUCCACCAAGAGGUUGAGCAAGCAGACGCUGGCUUGCCCGCCACAGAGAAUCGCUCCUCUCUUCCUGUCUUCAGCCACGAGGAAGUCUCCAAGCACCGCUCUCUGGAUGACGGCGUGUGGGUCACGUACAAGGGAGGCGUCUAUGACAUCACCGAGUUUGUGCCGAUACACCCUGGUGGGAAUAAAAUCUUGCUAGCAGCAGGUGGUGCACUUGAACCUUUCUGGGCCCUGUAUGCUGUUCAUGACCAGGAAUACGUGUUGGAGAUCCUCUCACAAUAUAAGGUUGGUGAGCUGAGUGUAGACGACCUGAAGAAGCAGGACGAUACCAAAGCGUCGGACCCUUACUCUUCGGACCCCGAGCGCCACCCGGUGCUCCAGGUCAACAGCAAGAAGCCGUUCAAUGCCGAGCCUCCUCCUGAGAUCCUGACGGAGAACUACAUCACUCCCCAUGUGUUGUUCUUCAAGCGGAACCACCUGCCUGUUCCUCAGGUGGACCCGGCUUCAUAUAACCUCCAGGUGGAGGGCCUGCCCAAAGGAGCGCUGACUCUGUCGUUGAAGGAUUUGAAGACCCGGUUCCCCAAACACACCGUCACGGCUACGCUGCAGUGCGCCGGGAACCGCCGCAGUGACAUGAACAAGGUAAAGCAGGUGAAAGGACUGAACUGGGGCAUUUCUGCUAUCGGGAAUGCCAAAUGGAGCGGAGCGCGGCUCAGAGACGUUCUGCUGGCUGCUGGGUUUGGCCCAGAUGUGGCCAAAUGGGCCCGCCAUGUUCACUUUGAAGGACUGGAUAAAGAUGUGACGGGGUCAGCAUACGGAACCUCCAUCCCCAUCAACAAGGCGAUUAAUGAGGACGGCGACGUGCUGCUGGCGUAUGAAAUGAACGGCGAGGAUAUCCCCCCUGAUCACGGCUUCCCGGUUCGGGUCGUGGUUCCGGGCGUGGUGGGAGCGCGCAACGUGAAGUGGCUGGGGCGGAUCGUGGUCAGCGCAGAGGAGAGCAGCAGCCACUGGCAGCAGCUCGACUACAAAGGCUUCUCCCCGGGGACGGACUGGAGCAAGGUCGACUACGCGUCCUCUCCGGCCAUCCAGGAGCUGCCCGUUCAGUCCGCCAUCACCGUCCCGGCAGACGGAGCCGAGAUCGACCGCAGCGACGAAACGCUGACCGUCAAGGGCUACGCAUGGAGCGGCGGCGGCAGAGAGGUGGUGCGGGUCGACGUCUCCCUGGAUGGAGGGAAGACAUGGCAGGUGGCUCAGCUGAGGAGCGGGGACAAAGGUCAACCGGAUGAGCCUUCGCCUCCUCCGGGUCGAGCCUGGGCCUGGAAGCUGUGGGAGCUGACUGCUCCUCUUCCUCCUGGCGCCGACGAGCUGGAGAUUAUCUGCAAGGCGGUGGACAACAGCUACAACGUGCAGCCGGACACAAUCCCACCCAUCUGGAACCUGAGAGGCCUGCUGAGCAACGCCUGGCACAGAGUGAAGGUCAAGGUGACCGAGGAUUAGAGGGAGGCCCAAAACUCAUCAAGGAGGGAGCUUUGUUUGUGUCGGACUGCGCGGUUAACAGAAUCUGUCUAAAGUUUACAAAUUAUUUAUGUGAUCUGAUCUUGUUGCUUGGGAGAUUUGAAAAAUGAAAGUUUUAUAUGACAAAAGUCAAACAUCUCAACGGUUUCUGCUGUGCCACACAGGAAGUUCAGGUGAUGUAGAGAUUAGAGACGCACCGAUCAGGCUUUUCCUGAUCAACACUGAAAUCUGGGUCUCUGACAUCUAACCUGCAGACUUAGACUUUCUUUUUUUUAAAGAAUGUAACCAAGAAAAUAAAAUAUUUCUGUAGGUUGUUUGAUAGCAGUAGUUAGGCUCUUUAUAAAUAUAGAUUUUUAAAAAAGAUGUCAUAUGAAAAUACAUGCCGUUUGUCGACGAGGGUAAAUCGGAGACUACUGAGUCUUUAUUUUUAUCAAGUGACGGUACUGAUUGUAUUAUGAUCAACUUUAGCAACAAGUGGGAGAAAAAUUGCAAAUAAAAAAAUUAAAAUACGGCACAUAAUUUACAACAUCACAGCAUAAAAUAACUGAGCAAGAAAAAAAACACUUGUGCAUAAAUUUGUUUGGGAUUUUCUCUGCUAAUUUCUUAAUACUUAGUGUUACUGUCCCCAUUACAGUUUAUGUGAAGGUACAAAUUUAGUGGAAUUGUUACUUUAAUUGCUACAAAAGUAGCGAUGGCAAAGUCUCCAGCUUAAAUUUCUGUUCACUGACUUUCUAUAUAGGUUUAGAUGUUUUUGAUGUGUCCAUUGAAGAGUAGAAAGUCAGGUGAAAGAGUGACUUGGAGACCCAACAAACCGACACCCUAGGCAAGGUUGUAAAAGCUCUUUGCCACGGAUGUGGUCUCCCUGUAAUUCACCGCAGUGGACGGGGCAGACGACUGCUUGUGCCUCAACUGAUGCAGUUUUCAGGUUGGUGUUGUAAUCCAGUAUCGUUACUUUGACCACUUGCAUUCAUCAGCAUUCCUCUCUCAGUAACUGUCAUCAGACAAUGCACACUUUGUUAGCCAUGCAGUGGUUGUGCAAGUCUCACUUUUUUCCACAUAAUCAGCCUGUUUUCAGUGUGUUUGAAGGUUUAGUUGCACUAAAGGUUUCAUAGGCCUGGCUA
Molecule: messenger RNA, 3307 nt
Organism: Gambusia affinis (western mosquitofish)
Lineage: Eukaryota; Metazoa; Chordata; Actinopteri; Cyprinodontiformes; Poeciliidae
Gene: suox
Product: sulfite oxidase
Exons: 5
Coding region: 468-2168 (566 amino acids)
Cellular component (GO): mitochondrion
Molecular function (GO): heme binding; molybdenum ion binding; oxidoreductase activity
Source: RefSeq, a predicted model, not a curated record